Lichtheimia ornata is the source of this 1773-nucleotide messenger RNA. RefSeq lists its product as uncharacterized. NCBI's taxonomy places the organism in Eukaryota, Fungi, Mucoromycota, Mucoromycetes, Mucorales, Lichtheimiaceae. The coding region runs from base 1 to 1773 and encodes 590 amino acids. The transcript has 8 exons. The record is from RefSeq and is a predicted model, not a curated record. Gene Ontology annotation, biological process: endonucleolytic cleavage in ITS1 to separate SSU-rRNA from 5.8S rRNA and LSU-rRNA from tricistronic rRNA transcript (SSU-rRNA, 5.8S rRNA, LSU-rRNA). Gene Ontology annotation, cellular component: nucleolus; 90S preribosome.
AUGGCAGGUGGUAAAUCGAUCGCUGUCAAUAUUCGUGAGCGUGAAAACGAGGAAGACGAUUACCGACGACCUGCGAUCUUGGAGGAAUCUGACAAGGGAUCGAGCUCGGAAGCUGAUUCUGACGACCAAGAGAGCGACGACGACGACGAAAGCAGCGAUGAUGGAGCUGAGGAUGAUGAAGCCACCUUGCUGACACCAGCUGUCGACUCGCAGAUCUUAAAGACAAUCGCCGCUAUUCGCACAAAGGAUGCUCGUGUCUACGACUCGGAUCAAAAGUUCUUCACCGAUGAGCAGUUUGAAGAGGCACAAAAGAAGUUGCAACAAAAGGAGCGUGAGGCACAAAGGAAAAAGUACACCCUCAGAGAUUACGAAGAUGAAGUCAACGUGGAAUAUGGUGGUGUUGUACCUGAAGACAAUGAUGAAUCCACCGAGACAUCGACCAAGAUCAAGACGCAUCAAGAAGAACAAGAUGAACUCAAGAAUGCUUUCAAAAUGGCAGCAGGCAGUGAUGAGGAUGAUGACAAUGAGGAUGGCUUUUUGCAAAAGCGUGAAAAGACCGAAGAUGAGAUCAAGGCUGAGGAAGAGGAGUACAGAAAUUUCUUGUUGGCCAAUAUCUCGAAUGAUAAAGCAUCUUCCGAAGCAUUUAAGGAAUGGACAGACGUGAAGGCAAAUGCCAAGGUGAACGAGGACGAUGCGUUCUUGAUGGAUUUUGUCCUUAACCGUGGUUGGAUGGAUACUGGAAAGUCGCAACCCAAGGCAGAUGAUAAUGGCGAACAAGUUGAUAUCGACGCUGAUGAAGAGUAUCUCGAUGAAGUGGAUCGAUUUGAGAGUAAAUACAACUUCCGCUUCGAAGAAGAGGGAGGUGCCAAUAUCAUUACCCAUCCACGUAAUAUCGAAGACUCGGUUCGAAGAAAGGAGAGCAAACGCCAACGUGAGCGCGAGCGUAAGAAGGCAAAGAAGGAAGCCAAGAAGAAGGAAAAGUUGGAGGAGCUUGCUCGUCAGCGAAACAAGAAAUUGAAGGACAUUAAGGAUCGCCUCAAGGAAAUCCAAGAUAUCACAGGAACUGAUAUUGUGGGAUUGGAGAACGUUGAUCUUGACGCUGAUUUUGAUCCUGAAAAGCACGACGCUCAGAUGGCUGAAAUGUUCAAUGACGACUAUUACAACAAAGAAGAUACCGAGAAGCCUACAUGGGAUGAUGAUAUCGAAGGUGUGGAUGAUGUCAACUACGAUGAUGACGAGGAUAUUAUGAUGGAUGCGGAUUAUCUCCCUGGUGGUGCCAAAUAUCAGUCAACAUCGGAUAAUACAGCUGAACAAGCAUCAAGCAGCAAAAAGGAGCUCAAGAAGGAAGUCGAUGAUUUGUUGGAUCAGUAUUAUUCAUUGAACUUUGAAGACAUUAUCGGUGGAGAUUUGCCAACCAGAUUCAAGUAUCAAAAGACUGAAGCUGAAGACUAUGGCCUGUCACCUAUGGAAAUUUUGUUGGCUGAUGACAAAGAACUGAACAAAUACGUUGGUCUCAAGACAAUGGCACCAUAUCGCAACGAGCAAAAGAAACAAUAUGAAAAAAGGAUGUUCAAGAAGAACAAGAAACGGAAGUUACGAGAGCUCCAGAAGCAUUUGCAGCAUCAAGGUUUUAAUGUUCGACACGAUGACAGGAAAAAGCGGAACGAAAAGAAUGGGGAUAAGAAGGAAAAGGAUACCAAAAAGCGUAAGCAUGAUUCUGUGUCCCCAGAAGGAGAAGACAAGCAUCAGAACAAGAAGACAAAGGCAAAUUAG